CUUAAAAUGGAAGCUGUAGACCAUUUUCCCGAAGGAUUCUUCUUUAUUCGAUGUAAAAGCCAGUCAUUUGCAAUGGACGUCAAUGGUGGUAGUAUGACAAAUGAUGCCAAUAUCAUUAUUUGGCCACAAAAAAUGGUUGAUAGUAUUAACCAAUUGUGGAUGCAUGAAGAAGGUUUUUUGAUCAACAAGAAGUCUGGUCUUGUGAUUGAUAUUCGAGGUGGAAGCAUUGAACGCGAUAAAAACAUCAUUCAGUAUGCUCGUAAGCCAGGGCUGGCUCAUAAUCAACGAUGGACAUACCAAAACGGCUUUAUUUAUCCUACUUCUGCACCUCAUUUAGUCCUGGAUAUUCGGAACUCAGAAUUCAAGAAUGGUAACACAGUUUUCUUGAAUGCUAAGAAUAUUCACUCACAAUCACAACAAUGGAUCAUUCAACCUUUUGAAAAUGAAAAGUCAAAGGCUGAACUGGCCUUGCUUCGACCUUCACCACUUCAACGUAAUUCAGUGUUUCCUCGACAAGAUGAAUUGUAUGAUUGCUAUAGAAUGGUUUAUUUAGAAGUGGGCAAUAACAUCACACCAGAGCAAUUGGCCGGUGCUACUGCUUUUAAGGGCAUGAAAGACUAUGUGGAUCAAUCAAAAAAUCAAACCCCUCAAUCCAUUAUUGUUGCUGACGAACAUUCAAGACAACAAGUGAUGGAACUAGUAAAAAGAGAGACUUUACAAGUACUAGCACAAAAACACAUUGAUAAUGCACAAGACUUAGUUCAACAAGCCAUGAUGGUUGCAGAAUCUUAUUUUAGUCGAGAAUAUGGUGCCAAUUAAUAAACAACUAAAUAGC
Molecule: messenger RNA, 835 nt
Organism: Gilbertella persicaria
Lineage: Eukaryota; Fungi; Mucoromycota; Mucoromycetes; Mucorales; Choanephoraceae
Product: ricin B lectin domain-containing protein
Exons: 10
Coding region: 7-819 (270 amino acids)
Source: RefSeq, a predicted model, not a curated record